Lycium ferocissimum is the source of this 2567-nucleotide messenger RNA. RefSeq names its product serine/threonine-protein kinase D6PKL1-like. Lineage: Eukaryota; Viridiplantae; Streptophyta; Magnoliopsida; Solanales; Solanaceae. The transcript is spliced from 3 exons. Gene Ontology annotation, cellular component: cytoplasm; plasma membrane; nucleus. Bases 386 to 2332 code for a protein of 648 amino acids. Gene Ontology annotation, biological process: protein phosphorylation. The record is from RefSeq and is a predicted model, not a curated record. Gene Ontology annotation, molecular function: protein serine/threonine kinase activity; ATP binding.
AUAGAUUUUUCAUUCUUUUUUUUUAUAUAUAAAUUUCUCUUAAAGGUGAAGACAGCUUUUCUCUAAUAAUUUGGCUUUACCUUUGCUUUGUUUCUCUGUCUUUUGCUUUGCUUCUGAGUUUUCUUUCAUUUCAUUCAUACAACUUUCUCUUCUUUUCUUGUUUCUUUACUUUUCUUCUCCAUUGUAAUUUACUAUUCAACUCAACUCACAAAUUCAGCAGAGUUAUAUUACUUACAAUCUUUCUUGUUUUUCGAUCGGAUCUGUAAAAAGAACUCAGAAAACAAUACAGAAAAAGCAGUUCUUGAAAGGGUCUCUGUUUCAAUCAGUAAUGAAAGAUUAGUCUCAGUUCUUUAAUCAGCGUUUACUGUUUAGGUCAAAGAACAUAAUGGAGUCACUUGUUGAAGGAAUCAGUUCCUUGCCAAGCAGUCACACUUCCUUCACUCCUAUUAAGGGUAACACAUCUUCGGGUUCCCGGACAAGUCGUCCUCCCCAUCCUACAUCAAUGAGACAAUCUAGAUGUAAAGAGUUGUCCUUCGAUCCAGUAGCUAUUGGCCUUGGUCCAAAGCCAACUGAUACCCCAACUGGUUCGGUGACUGCUUCUAAGUGUUCAUAUAAAACAUCCAGUCAUCGUAUGAAAAGGGAUGAUGUCUCUGGCUCGAAUAGACACUAUUCUGAAUCGACUAAAGGAAAAGAGUUUCAGGGAUUAGAAAUCACUCUUGAUCAACCAUCAAAAGAAUCAUUAUUGGAUCGGGUUUUAGCCUUUGAAACCAAAUCAUCUAUCAAGGAUCCACUUCAUGAUAACAAGAACAGCAGGGAUUUUAUGUCACAUGCUGUUGCCAGAGCAGAUGCUGACCUUUUAAAUUGUCCUAGUCCUCAAAACAGCUUUUAUACUGCCACGCAGUAUACAGAAGCCAAACAAAGUUUCACAACUACAGAAGUCAUCAGUGAAUGUGCUAGCAGUAUGGAUAACAAGUCUGGUGAAAGUGGUGAUGUUAGCAACUGCGAUAUCACUGAGAGCAGAAAAACGAGCUUCUACAGAGGCAGCACAGGUAGUGAUAUUAGUGACGAAAGCAGCUCUACUAGUUUCAGCAGUGCAAUAUAUAAACCACAUCAGGCAAAUGAUACAAAGUGGGAUGCAAUACAAGCUGUUAGAUCUCUUGAUGGAACACUGGGCUUCAACCACUUCAGACUUCUGAAGAGAUUGGGAGGCGGCGACAUAGGAAAUGUUUUUCUAGCUGAGUUGAUUGGGACGAGAGAUUUUUUCGCCAUGAAAGUGAUGGACAAUGCAGCUCUAGAGAGUCGAAAGAAAACUGUGAGAGCUCAGACAGAAAGAGAGAUAUUGCAGUCUCUGGAUCAUCCUUUUCUACCAACACUGUAUUCACACUUUGAAACAGACAAAUUUUCUUGCUUGGUGAUGGAAUUCUGCCCUGGAGGAGAUUUGCAUGCACUUCGGCAAAGACAGCCAGGAAAGUUUUUUCCUGAGCAUGCUGCCAGGUUCUAUGUAGCAGAAAUUCUCCUUGCUCUAGAAUACCUGCACAUGCUUGGAAUCAUUUAUAGAGACCUUAAACCAGAGAAUGUUUUGGUUCGAGAAGAUGGUCAUAUAAUGCUGUCCGACUUUGACCUCUCCUUGAGGUGUGCUGUGAGUCCAACAAUGGUUAAAUCCUCAAAUUCAACCUUAGAGUCGAAGACUUCAUCAUACUGUGUCCAGCCUGCUUGUAUUGAGCCAUCCUGUAUCAUCCAGCCUGCAUGUUUUUCACCGCGUUUCCUAAAGCCCAAGAAAGGAAAGAAGGCGAAACAGAAGUCUGAGAUGCACAAUCAAGUGAGCCCCCUUCCAGAGCUCAUGGCUGAACCGACAAAUGCUCGAUCCAUGUCUUUUGUGGGGACACAUGAGUACCUUGCUCCAGAAAUCAUUAAAGGCGAGGGACAUGGUAGUGCAGUUGACUGGUGGACUUUCGGGAUCUUUCUCUAUGAGCUCUUGUUUGGGCAAACACCUUUUAAAGGAGCAGGCAACAGAGCCACCUUGUUUAAUGUUGUGGGCCAGCCCCUGAGAUUUCCUUCAUCGCCUAGUGUUAGUUUUGCUGCAAGGGACUUGAUAAGAGGUUUACUUGUGAAAGAGCCACAGCAUCGCCUUGCAUAUAGGCGGGGGGCUACAGAAAUAAAACAGCACCCUUUCUUUCAGAGCGUGAAUUGGGCACUUAUCCGAUGUGCUAGUCCUCCAGAUGUACCAAAGCCAUUUGUGCUACAUGAUGGCCCUAGAGCACCACCAGCAACAGCGGGUCCAGGUGUUGAUGUGAAACCAAAUGAUAAUUAUUUUGAGAUUGAUUUUUUCUGAGUAAACUCGUUUCUUGUCUGUUUAAGUCCAUAUCACUUUAUAUGAAGAUCCCAUAGGAAGAACAUCAAUUCAUUGUCCCUUUUAUGUGAAAAUGUAAAGUGCAUACAGCAUGCUGUCCUGAAAUGCAAAUGCAUAGGAAUUGGAUUACUGAAGGCCACAUUUUCUCAUAUCUUCUUCAUUUGUCAAUGUUUAAGCUGAUCCAACUCGACGAAAUGACUUCUAGUUGUUGCCUACU